CCCGAAGCCACACCUUAUUCAGUCUUGACCCUCUCUGACUUCACGGCCGAGGUCGAGAUAUAAGGAUCCAUGGUUCGCCAGGCAUGCUUGGUUCCCGUCAACGCCUGACAACGCCUCUCUCGAUUCUCGUCUCGCCCCAAGCACCAGUGCUGCAAGCGCAACGCCUGUCGUCAUCGCCAGGCCGCCGACUCUAGACCCUCAGGUCCCUUCUCGCUCCCGCGCCGUAGGGCCCUCUGCCACCGGCCGUCCGCUGUGUGUUUUGGGUGAGUGCUGAAACACAUAUACUGGUGUUCCCGCCCGCUGGCCAACCAGACGUGCUGAUUCCUCUCGUCCCUGCAGUAGUCCCAUAUACUGUGAACCAUCACCACCAUGUCCAACCUCCACGGGUUUGCAACGCACUUCCCGGCCGGCUAUCCAUCCUUUCCUCCACGAGGUGGACCUUUUCCCGGCGGUGCAAGCUCGUCAUCUGGAGAGUCAGGGUCCGGCAAUGCGGGGCAACCCCAGUUCGACAUCUUCGAGUGGCAUCCCGCCUACCAAAGCUGCCAGCGUUACUUCCUCGACCACGCCCAGCACGACAAUGGCGUCCAGGCCGUCGCCGCUCUCGUCAACAUCUGCUUGCCAUUCCAAUGGACGUCAACACCCAUCGUCAACUCGGCCGGUCCCAUGCCGAACGCAUCAGGUCCUGGCGCUUACAACCACCCCUGGCCCCGACAAGGUCCCGUGAGCAACGCCCGUGGUGGUCAACCAGUACCAACGUGGGUUUCUCUCGUUCCCUACAUCCGCCGACUUGUCAUUACUGGCAUGGACAAAGACGGCAUUAUGCAUGGCUUCUUCGGAGAGGACUGGCGGAAGGGGGUUGGCCCGGUCCACGAAUGUGAGCGUCGCAACUAUCUUUUCACGGCCAAGAGCACCGAGUGGGCGGAAGUCAAGCACCAUUACGACAUGUCUCCGCAUGAAUCAGUUCCGUUCCUCAAGCCACUACAGGACGCUCACCUAGCAGAAAUUGAGGGUGCCGAACAGACGUGGAGUCAGUGGCUGGCAAUGCAGGAUUGGAUGGUGGGUCCCCGGGCGCCCAACCUCGAUGGAGAAGCCAAAAACGAGGCUUGAUCGCGAACCGACCUCACGGCGCUGGAUGGCGGCUGUCACUUCGGCCUAGUUUGCGAUCGGGUGCGGGUCCGGAUACGAAGCAUGGCAUUGUGUGGGAUCUAAUUGCAUGGCGUUGGACAAGGAUUUGGGCAGGCAUAGCGGCCAUCCCGUCUCGCAGGGACCGCUUUCGGUUUCGUUACAUGUACGACAGCUUCAUUUCGAAAUGACAAGACA
This is a messenger RNA of Paraphaeosphaeria sporulosa, 1320 nucleotides long. RefSeq lists its product as uncharacterized. The record is from RefSeq and is a predicted model, not a curated record. NCBI's taxonomy places the organism in Eukaryota, Fungi, Ascomycota, Dothideomycetes, Pleosporales, Didymosphaeriaceae. The coding region runs from base 370 to 1107 and encodes 245 amino acids. The transcript has a single exon.